CCCCCGCACCCCACCCCGCCCAAUGAUCAAGUGACGUGCCACCAAUAUAAUCAUUGGCCGGCCAAACAGAGCUCUCUAGGACUGCGGAAUGGGGAUCAACGUCAGCAGGACGGCCGACCUGGGGUCCAACGCGUGGCUCCAGCGCUUCGUGGGCCGCCAGCACAUCGCCCACGAUGACGAGGCCUUCUGGAACGGGCUGCUCAACUACAACAUUGUGCUGCCGGAGAACAGCCAGGAGCAGCUGAACCUGGACAGCCGCCUGGAGGCGCUGUGCCAGUCGUUCAUCGGCAACAACCUGAAGACGGGCAACUUCGGCUCCCUGGUGACCGUGUUUCUGGAGAAGACCAGCGAGCUGCUGUCCCUUUCCGACCAGGAGAGCAACAUGCACGUCUGGCAGACCUUCAACGCGCUCUUCAUCAUCCGCAGCCUGGUCAAGUACAUCAACGAGACGGGCUCCGAGUUCCAGCUGCUGCAGCACUUCGAGGCGAUGCCCAGCGCCGAGUUGCUCCAGGCGGCCUUGGAGCAGCAGCAGGCGGCGCCGGCGGAGAGCGCCACGAUUGCCAUGGAGGCCACCGAACAGUCGGCGGCGGCGGCGGUGCCGGUGAUUGUGGACGGCUCCAAGUUCGAGACCUUCAUCGAUGCGCUGGUCAACCUGAUUGUGGUGAUCCCCGUCAAGGAGUUCACCUACCACCUGCACCUGGAGGCGGUGAACAUGCUGAUCACCCUGCUGUCGGUGCAUCUCUUUGCAUCCCAGCAGCCCACGGACAAGUCGAUCGUCUUCCGGACGGUCUUCAAGUGCCAGCACGCUAACGUUUUGAUGUCGGCACUGCUGCACUUUGUGGCCCGGAUGGUGGAGGUGCCGCACACCAUGUUCGGUUCCAGCUCCGCGGGAUCCUUUGUCUUUGGCAUCGCCGAAUCGCUGCUCUCCAUCUUCACUUUCCGCAAGCAGCCGGACGUACUGAAGUCGGGCCAGGCAGCCGGCGGCGGUGAGCUCUCGCAGCGAUUCCGCACGCACUAUCCGCUGGCCAACCAGAGUCUCCUGCUGAUUCUGAUCCUGACGAACCACUGCACGGCGCAGGAUAAUGCGUAUCGAACCAGCCUAUUUGGCUGCGCCGACUCCAAGGAUUCGCCGAAACAGGGCGCUGUCUCCUUCCAAAUCGACUUCUCGGCGGUAUACGAGACGUUGUGCCUCAUCGUCACCAUCGACCAGGCCACGCUGCUGCUCUACCUGCUGCUCCACCGCAACGAGCGCUUCUACCGGUUCGUCAUGCAGCAGCAGGAUCUGGAGCAGCUGGUGAUACCCAUCCUGCAGACACUGUACAAUGCCCCGGAUAGCAACUCACAUCACAUUUACAUGUCGCUGAUUGUCCUGCUGAUCCUCAGCGAAGACGAGGGCUUCAACAAGAACGUGCACACGAUCAUGCUGAAAAACAUCACUUGGUAUACGGAACGCACCAUAUCGGAGAUAUCGCUGGGCGGCAUCCUCAUCCUGAUCGUCAUCCGCACCAUACAGUACAACAUGCUGAAGAUGCGCGACAAGUACUUGCACACCAAUUGCCUGGCGGCGCUGGCCAACAUGUCCGGCCACUUCCGCUCGCUGCAUCCGUACGUGGCGCAGCGUCUGGUCUCGCUGUUCGAAACGCUGGCCCGGAAGCACACGCGCCUGGAUGCGCAACUCAAGGAGCCGGCCGACAGUGCGGUAUUUGUCAACGUCUCGACAACGCCGGAGGACAUGCUACAGGAUCUGAGCGUGCUGGAGGAGGUGCUGCGCAUGGUGCUGGAAAUUCUUAACUCCUGCCUCACUAACCAGCUGGUCUACUGUCCCAACUUGGUCUAUACGCUUCUGUACAAGCGCAGCGUCUUCGAGGGCUUCCGCAGUCAUCACGCCUUCCAGGAUGUCAUCCAGAACAUCGAUAUGGUGGUUGGUUUCUUCUCCUCCCGUCUGCAACGAGUGCAGGAGCAGCGAGGUGAGCUUGGGGUCAACGAGGUGCUUGAGGUUAUAUCGAAGGGCGCCAGUCAGUGGUCAAGCGAUCGACUGAGAAAGUUCCCGGAUCUCAAGUUCAAGUACGUCGAGGAGGACGCUCCCGAGGAGUUCUUCAUUCCAUAUGUGUGGACGCUGGUCUGCAAGUACGGCUGCGUGCACUUCAGCUCCGAGAGCAUUAAGAGCGUCACCACGGACAUAGCCUGCUAAUAUUUACUACUCGCUCCCUUCCUCACACGCACACACGCGGCUCCGCUUUGGUUCUCACCAUGUUUCAGUGCUUCUCCUCUUGUGUUCUGUGCCGGAUUAACCGAUCUAUAGGCCAUAUACCGCGCCCCAUCCUCUGAUCCAAGCCAAAAUGUCGAAAUGUUAUAUCAAAAACAAAAACAAAGUAAGAGGCAUACGCAUCUCGAACGUUGACGAUAAAUUGAAACAAAGCAAACGAGAGAACUAACGAUAAUACUUAGAUCUAGUUACGCUAAUACUAUUGUGUAUGCUAACAAGCAAUCCAGUCGGAAGUUGUACAAGUUAAAACAUAGCAUAAUCCUUGAAACAUGAUCAUAUUUUGCUACGCCAACAACAGAGAGCAUAUUUGAAGGAAAGUUAAGCUCCGUUCGCCUAUAGGUCGAUUGUUCUAAUCAACGGGAAGACGCAAAUCCAAUAAAACGUAUAUAUUACAUAUUAAAGAAUCGGAAUAUAUAUGCGAAAAUAUAUUUACAUUUUAGUCUAUGAUAAUUAUAUAUUAUUGUAUUUAGCAAUUGGAAAAGUCGAUAAAUUAUAUAUUAACUAAAGUUCA
Molecule: messenger RNA, 2777 nt
Organism: Drosophila takahashii
Lineage: Eukaryota; Metazoa; Arthropoda; Insecta; Diptera; Drosophilidae
Product: dymeclin
Biological process (GO): Golgi organization
Cellular component (GO): Golgi apparatus
Source: RefSeq, a predicted model, not a curated record